Messenger RNA from Rhizophagus irregularis DAOM 181602=DAOM 197198, 1371 nucleotides. RefSeq lists its product as uncharacterized. The record is from RefSeq and is a predicted model, not a curated record. Lineage: Eukaryota; Fungi; Glomeromycota; Glomeromycetes; Glomerales; Glomeraceae.
AAGAAAUUUAUAAAUUAUUUAUUAAUAAUUGUAAGAAUAUCAUAAGUUUUCAUUGGCAAACAGUUUUACCUUUAUUUCAAUUUCCAGGAUCAUUUACUUAUUUUUCAAAAUUAUAUUCCUUAAUUAUAGAUUUUCAAUGUAUUAAUUCACUAACUUUAAAUAAUAUGGCACAAACUUGUCAAAAUAUUGGAGAUUUAAAAUUAUUGUAUUGUAACGGAAAUAAUCCAGGCUUAAUAAUGCUUGUUGACGCUCAAAAAAAUUUAAAAUCUUUAUUAAUAUAUUUUAAAGGCGGUCAAAAACAAUGUACACAAUUAAGUGAAGUAAUAGAAAGAAAAGCUGGAAAAUUAACUAAACUUAUCAUAAAACCAAGUAUUGCUCCAAUAUCACCUAAAUUUCUUUUAUCAUUGAAGUAUUUAAAACAUUUGGAACUUAAUAAUGAUCAUGGUUAUGAAUAUUAUAAUGAAGGUAAAGAAAUGCAAGAAUGGAGAAAAUAUUUAUCAAUUGUUUCUUUUCCGGAACUUCAAUAUCUUAAAAUUUCAUAUUUACCAAAUUAUGAUGAUUAUAAAUUGAUCGAAAAAUCUCAUCAAGGCUUAUUAGAAAUUAAUAUAUGUCGUAGAUAUGAAUACCAAGAUUCCGUAUAUACUAGUAAAUUAAUUAAGGCGAUCGCCAAAUAUUGUCCAAAGAUUAAGAAAUUAGCAAUUGACGUUGAACUUGAAAAUUUAGAUGAAAUAAGAGAAAUGUUAUUAAAUUGUCCACAAUUAAAAACUAUAGAUCUUUCAGCAAUUAAUGAGAAACAAAUUAUUUGUGAUAAAUUAUUAGAAAUUAUUAUUGAUUUUUCACCAAAAAGUUUGUAUAAAUUUUCAUUUAAUGGUUAUUGGAUAUUUUCGGUUGAAAGCUUACAAACCUUUUUUGAAAAUUGGAGGAAUAAAUUUCCAAUUAAAUUUUACAUUUCUUUUAGCGAUGAAAGUUGGGUUACUGAAGAAUAUGGAAUUAUUUUGAAAAAAUAUUUAGAUGAAGGAAUAAUUAAAAGAACAAAUUUUUUUUGUUAACAUUUACUUAUAUCACAUUUCUUUUUGUACAUUUCAUGUAUUGUAUGUUAAUAUAAAUAAUAAAAAUCAAAUCGAUUAGACAAUAUAUUUAUAUAAGUAUAAAAUUUCAAAAUAUAUAAAUUAACGUGUAAACGACUCCAGAUGGAGUUACUCAAUAUUUUAGGUGAUAGAUCGAAAAUCAUAUUUCAUUAUAUAAUUCCGGCCCUAAAGAGACUCGUAGCUAAUAGUAAAUGAGUGAGCCCUGUUAUGUCUCCAGUGGUCAAAAUUGGAUGUGCGGAAUGUGCGAUCCACACAUCACUUUAAAUUUGCGCACAAAUUAUAA